GCUUAAACGAGCUUAAAAAAGUAAAUGCUUGCUAACCAUUGUUUCUUACACCUGACCGAGUGUUCCUUUCACCCAACUAAAUGAAAGCGCCAACACGUUCAACUUAAGCCAACACCUCAACAUUUAUUACUUGUAUCAAUAAUUUUGUGGUAAUUUAUUUGUUCAUUUAAGGGCUUAUGGCAUUUUAAUAUCAUUUAAUUCAUUUACUCUUAAUAGCUAUACAUUCCUGGCCGAUAUUGAAGAUUCUUGUUUUUGUUUAAUUGUGCUAUUUCCUGUAAGGCACCGUUGAAAAUCCACGUUCUUAUUGUACCUAUUCGUUGAGAACGACGUUCGUUGAAAUGUCUUGUAUCGAUAAAAUGUCCAUUAUGGGCAUACGCUCAUUCGAUAAUACUUCGCGUGAAACAAUUCAAUUUUAUGCCCCUUUAACUCUUAUUGUUGGACAUAACGGUGCUGGUAAAACGACAAUUAUUGAAUGUUUAAAAUAUGCUACAACUGGCAUUCUACCUCCUAAUAGCAAAGGCGGUGCUUUUAUUCAUGAUCCAAAAUUUUGCGGUGAAAAAGAAGUACUUGCUCAAGUCAAAUUAGCUUUCCAAAACACGAAUGGCGUUCGUAUGAUAUGUACUCGGUCACUGCAAUUGACCAUGAAAAGAACAACCCGUCAAAUGAAGACGUUAGAUGGUCAGUUGCUAGUUACGAAGAAUGGUGAACGAUCUACAGUUAGUAAUCGUUGUGCAGAAUUGGACCAACAAGUUCCCUUGAGUCUCGGUGUAACGCGCGCCUUAUUAGACUAUGUGAUAUUUUGUCAUCAAGAAGAAAGCUUUUGGCCAUUAAGUGAACCCGCUACUCUAAAGAAACGUUUUGACGAAAUUUUUGAGUCCAUGCGGUAUGCAAAAGCUUUGGAUCAGAUUAAGGUUUUGCGAAAGGAUCAAACGAAUCAAAUAAAGGUUGAUAACGCGACACUCGCUCACUUCAAGUCAGACAAGGAACGAGCUGAAAAGAUCGAGGACAUACUUCAUGAAAACCAAAAAAAGGUUGCUGCACUAAAGGCAGAAGUUGACUUAUUAGAUGAAGAAUUAGUUGAAGUCGCCAAGGAGCAAGAUGAACUUUUUCAACAUACAGAAAAGUACGAACAAACCAUUGCCGAAAUAAAUAAACUUGAGCGUGAAAACGAAUUGGUUAAUGAGACGUUAUCUGAUUUAGCUAAGAAUAUGGUUUUCUAUGAAGAAACGGAUGAGGAGUUGGAAGAUUUGUCCCUGUCAUUACUCUGAAAAAGUUGAAGGAGAAAUGGAAUGGUAUCAACGUUCGGAGAACGAGAUAAAUUCCCUAAACUCACAGUUACAAAUUACUCGUCAAAAGAAUUCCAGCUUCUUAGCUAUUGUUGGUCAAGCUCGCGCUGAAGUUAAGCUACAUGAAGAACGACUUCAGGAACGUGAUCGGCUGAUGAAGGAGUUGAAAAGUAUUUAUGGAUAUGAUAUUCAGUCUUCUGAAGGCGUGUAUGAAGCACAUUCUCUUAAAAUUAAAAGUCUUGAAGCCGAAUGGAAGUCAAUAAAACAAAAAAAUGAGCAUGGGAUAAGUCAAAUUUCAUCAAAAAUUGAAAAUAUCCGAGCACAGAAGAGUUUCUUGAUGCAAGAGCGCCAGCAAAACAAGAAACGUAUGGCUGUGUUCGAAAACAAUAUAAAUUCUUUAAAAAAGCGGCUUUCUGAAUUUGAGGGUAACUUUGAAGAUAUCUCUGCUUUGGAAGUUAGUAUUGCAGAUGCAGAAACCGCUCUUUCGUCUUACAGAAGUGAGUAUGUUAAAAGUGAUUGGGAAUCAAAGUUGACUGCAAUGAAGCAAGAGUUACGCGAACUAAAUGAAUCAUACCAGAAUACAGUGGAGUUGGUACAUAAAGCCGCCUCGCAGGCGAAUGACAGAGCAAAAUUAUCUAUGCUGCGCUCUAGAAAACUCAAGUUAAUGGAACAAAAGCAAUCUCUAUUUGACGAACUAAUUGCUGAGUACACGGAAAUCACUCGCGAAAAGGUAACUUCAGAAACAAUUGACCUUGCAAGUUCUCUAAAAACGCUCUCCGCCAACGUGGAUAAACUUACUUUAGAAGAGCAAAGAGUUUCGAAAGAAAGCACAGAACUUAAUUUAAAGUUAACUCUUGCAUAUGAGAGGAAUGAAUCUAUUGCUGAACAACUUGAGGAAUUUGAUGCACAGUUAAAAAGCUCAACGGGAAAUCCUGAUCAACUAUCUUCUGAAAUUGAGGAAAUUGAAGCUCAAAUAGAAGAGCAAAGAAAGGAUCUUCAUUCACUUCAAUUUGGCGUUCUCUUUUAUGAGCGCGCUAUUAAAGUUUCUGAUGAGAAACAUGCAUGUCAACUUUGUCGUCGUGGACUUGAUGAUUCUGAACGAAAAGAGUUUACUAAGUAUUGCAAUUCAAUGGUUUUAACGAUCCCUUCAAAGGCACAAGAUCUCGAAAAAGAACUAACACAACUUGAAACUACGUUAAACCAACUGCGGUCAUUACUACCAAUUCAGGAACGGUAUAUCGCGCUUUCUAGUGAUUUAGAAAAAGCGAAGAAGGAAAUCGCUGAACUCGAAGAUGAUUUCUCUAGUGUAAGUAAGAAGCAUAAGGAGAAACAAGCUUCACUCGAACUAGAAAAAGAAAAACUUCAAAAGCUUACGGCACUCUCGUCGAAAAUGUCCAACGUUGACCGAAUGCGCGAUGAAGCUCUAACAACUGGGGAAAGCAUACGUGAACUGGAAACGACGCUUUCGAACACAGGAACAGCCGAGACUAUUGAGUCUUUACAAGAGAAACUUAAGGACUUAGAAACUCAGACUUCUCAGAAGAGGGAAGAGUAUCGGGUAUUUGAGAAUGCUUUUGAAGAUGCUAAAAAGCAACUUGUGUCACUCGAGUCUAAAAAAUCAGAGGAUUCCAUGAUGCUAAGAGAGACAAAAUUAAGACUUCGUGAAAAACAAAAUAUACAAAUGAAUCUUAAUGACAAUAAGUCGAACCUUGAAGAAGGUGAAAUUGCGGUACAAAACAUUAACAAAAAGUUGAGCUCCAAUGACGAAGAAAUGCAAGAAUUGGACAAGCAAUUGAACUCACUAAAAAAUGAAGCUCAAGAUGAGUUAAACUGCUUUAGUGAAAAGCUCCGUAUUGCAAGAGAACAGUAUACAAAAUUACAGUCUCUCAUGGUUGCGAUAAAAAAUGACACAUCCGCCGAUGCAUUGAAAACGGCUGAGGAAAACUGUGAGCAAACGUCUUCACAAAUUAAGAAUUUCGAAGAGAAGAUUCAAGAGAAAACCAAUGAAAGGGCAGAGUUUGAAAAGAAACUGCACAAUUUAAAAGAUAACGAAAGAAACAUUGCUGACAAUCUUCGAUAUCGUCGUCUGAAGCAACAACUUAGCCAGUCAAUGAGUAGGCUCCAGCAGCUCAAAAAAGAACUUCAAAACGUCGACAGAGAAAACUUUAUGCUCAAUUCGCAAAAUUUGAAAGAAAAGUACGGACAAUUGAAUGCCAAACGUGCUGGCUUUCUUGGAGAAUGCAGACAGCUAGAGGGCCAAAUUGCACAUAAUACUCGAGAACUACAAAUUGACUAUAAAGAUGCCAAAGAAAGGUAUCGUAGACAGCUCAUUAAAACGAAAACUCUUGAUAAAGCCAACGAGGAUCUAGGAAAAUAUGGUCGUGCCCUCGACAAUGCGAUUAUGCAAUUUCACUCUCUCAAAAUGAACGAGGUUAACCGAAUCAUCGACGAAGCAUGGAAACAGACAUAUUGUGGAACGGACAUCGACACAAUUCUUAUUCGGUCUGACAAUGAAACAAAGGGAAAUCGGUCGUAUAACUAUCGUGUUUGUAUGGUCAAAGGAGACGCAGAACUAGACAUGCGUGGACGUUGUAGUGCAGGUCAAAAAGUUCUUGCAUGCAUCAUCAUUCGCUUAGCAUUAGCUGAAUGUUUUGGUAUCAAUUGUGGAAUAUUAGCUCUCGACGAGCCGACUACCAAUUUGGACGAUGAAAAUAUAUGUAGUCUUGCUCAAAGCUUGGCGAGAAUCGUCGAGUUCCGAAGAAGACAACGAAACUUCCAACUAAUUGUCAUUACUCAUGACGAGCGUUUUAUUCGUCUGAUGAAUACCGAAUCUUACUGUGAUUAUUAUUACCGGGUUACAAGGGAUGAAAACCAAAAUAGUAUUAUAUUAAGAGAGCUUAUUCGGGACCAUAACUUUUAACCAGAAGCAUAAAGUUCUUACCACUGCUACUGCACUAUUAAGAAGAGCCACCAACAAGAAUCGUCUUAUUCCUUCCAAUGAUCCAGUGACCAGCUUCUUUUUAUGUACUUACUAAAUUUUGUUCAUAAAAUAAUGCACUCCUCUAUUAUUUCGCUUCUAUAAGAUCUAAUUCUAUAUAUAUAUGCAUUCCGCUUUGG
Schizosaccharomyces japonicus yFS275 is the source of this 4403-nucleotide messenger RNA. RefSeq names its product DNA repair protein Rad50. The record is from RefSeq and is a predicted model, not a curated record. Gene Ontology annotation, biological process: stalled replication fork localization to nuclear periphery; double-strand break repair involved in meiotic recombination; DNA double-strand break processing. Gene Ontology annotation, cellular component: site of double-strand break; Mre11 complex; chromosome. Gene Ontology annotation, molecular function: metal ion binding. The transcript is spliced from 4 exons. The coding region runs from base 1219 to 4206 and encodes 995 amino acids. Lineage: Eukaryota; Fungi; Ascomycota; Schizosaccharomycetes; Schizosaccharomycetales; Schizosaccharomycetaceae.